This is a messenger RNA of Petromyzon marinus (sea lamprey), 686 nucleotides long. RefSeq names its product mitochondrial import receptor subunit TOM22 homolog. Gene Ontology annotation, cellular component: mitochondrial outer membrane. Lineage: Eukaryota; Metazoa; Chordata; Hyperoartia; Petromyzontiformes; Petromyzontidae. Gene Ontology annotation, biological process: intracellular protein transport. The record is from RefSeq and is a predicted model, not a curated record.
CACCACCCCUAUACCCAUCCGGUGUAUUAAAUACAAUCGCGCGCCACGUGAUGCUCCGCCAGCCAAUCAGCGCGACUCCUCGACGCCUCCCGCACUCUAUACCGCUGUAAGGGAAAGUGAAAAAAAAAUUUGACUGAGGAGAAUUUUAAAAUUAAAAAAAACAAGAAUUGUUGUGAUGGCGGCAGAAAUUCAAGAGAGGAGGGCGAUCGAGGCGGCCGACGUCGACGAGAACAUCGACGACGAUGACGACCUCGACGAGGACGAGAUGGAGGAGUCCCUGUGGGAGAGGCUUUGCGCUCUCUCUGAGAUGUUCCCACCGCGCCUCCUCUCCUCCUUCUCCUCCGCUCAGCGCAGCGCCUCCAGCGUCACGGCCAGCCUCUACACGUUGGGCCGCUCCCUGCUGUGGGUCUCCACCACCUCCUUCAUGAUCCUCGUCCUCCCCGUGGUCUUUGAGACGGAGAAGCUGCAGCUGGAGCAGCAGCAGCUGCAGCAGCAGAGACAGAUUUUGCUGGGACCAAGUGCAGGAGUCUCAGGAGGAAUACUGCCUCCUCCUAAAACAUAGACACACAACAACAACAACAACAACCGCCAUUCGCCACUAAGUGGCGGUGACGUCACCACGACGCUUGUGCCAGGACGCACACACACAGAGACACACACACACAGACGCACACACAGAGACUCAC